This is a messenger RNA of Mollisia scopiformis, 1112 nucleotides long. RefSeq lists its product as uncharacterized. The coding region runs from base 1 to 963 and encodes 320 amino acids. The transcript is spliced from 5 exons. Lineage: Eukaryota; Fungi; Ascomycota; Leotiomycetes; Helotiales; Mollisiaceae. The record is from RefSeq and is a predicted model, not a curated record.
AUGAAGGAGAUCGAAGAAUCUGCAGGAAUUUGCGAGAUCGUUGCGACCGUCGUAGUCGUCGUGGUGCUGAAGUUGGGGGUCGUCGCAUUUCCUUCGUUCGUGGAAUCGUGCGCUCGCGAAAAAAAAAGGGGGGAGCGCUCGCAGCACGAUCUCGAUCUGAGCGAAAGAGAAAUCGAAGAAGUUGAGAGAAAGAAAGAAUCUUACAGCCAGCAGCUCGGACGAUGGUGCCGAAAGCUGGAGAAAGAAGGUUAUGGGUUAUGGGUUACGGUACGGGGGAGGCAGGCAGAGAUUUCCUCGUCUACGAAUUUUGCGAACCUGGGUUGCUCCAGAGUUGGAUGCAAACCCAGCCAGCGUCUCCGCGCUGGCUCGCAUUCUUCUGCGUUACCGCUCUCCUCCAGAUUUGAGCCAAUAUUCCUGUUGCGUGCUUGCGUUGCUCCUGCUAUGCUAUGCACUGCUAUGAACGAGGGGUAUAUCCUUACAAGUAGUAUACAGCAACGGUAUUAUUACAUAUCAUUCAUCAAUCCUUCCCAAUCUUCAUCACGAAACGGGCCUUCCGAUCUAUCCGUAGAUCUAGAAGCCUCUUUCUUGGUUGCGUGCUGCAUCUCGGUCACCCCCAGUUGGCGCAGGCAGGCGAUCGAUCCAUUCGGGACCUCAGGACGAGCUUCCGCUGUCAAGCAGGAGGGGAAUUGGCCGCGCGCGGCGGCGAAGGAAAAUGGCCGAAUCUGGCCUGCGUGCUGGGUCCGUCGACCCAUCUUUGGUGUGCCUUGUGAGUGGAUGGUGGUGGAGAGGAGUUCUGUUUUUUCAGGAGGGGAGGGAGGAACUUUGGAAGCGGCGAGAGGGGAUGGCUUGCUUCAACGUUCUGCUCCCGCUGUGGGUGACGAGGCGGUGCUAUCGACGGGUGUUAAUAACGGGUUUGAUAGGCCGCUUCCAUAUCUGGGUCCGUAUGGGACGGGUGGAUGGUAAUAGUAUCCCAGGUCCUGGAAGUGUGUUGAACUUUGUUUGAAUCACGGGAAACGCAAAGCUUAGUGAGUUCUGCUAUAUUGCUCCUCCUCCUCCCCAGGCCCCACCUCCGUCAAGCGUUGAGCGUCGCAUAUAAUAGCAGAUUACUGGAG